Messenger RNA from Onychostoma macrolepis, 1177 nucleotides. It is a transcript of the gene smim22, whose product is annotated as small integral membrane protein 22. The transcript has 4 exons. Lineage: Eukaryota; Metazoa; Chordata; Actinopteri; Cypriniformes; Cyprinidae. The record is from RefSeq and is a predicted model, not a curated record. Gene Ontology annotation, biological process: regulation of cell population proliferation. Bases 168 to 410 code for a protein of 80 amino acids.
AAAGGCCAAUACUUUAUGACUAGAUUCCUGUAGUUUUGUGCAAUCAUCGCACUUCCGCAAAACUGUCUGAGAGGUUGAACAGUCUGCUCAAAAGCGCCACAGCAACAGGUGUGUACGCAGUAACCGGAAAUACCACAAACGAAAACAACAGGAAUUGUACUGAAGUUAUGGAUAAGAACAUUCAACAGGAUUUUGAGAACCAGUUCAAUGAUGUGGUCUCAAGACUACAAUCAAAGAAGAUGUUUCAGUCGGACUGGGACAUUGCCUCGUUUGCAGUUUUCUUCAUCUUUAUAGGCAUGGUCCUGUUGCUGGUUAUCUUGGUUCUCAUCCGCUGCUGUUGCUGCUGCUGCUGUGAUGAGAAGCCGAGAAGACAGAAGGUGGGCAUCGACAAUAUGGGAAUGGAGCCAUGAUCUUCCAGAAACAACAGGCACCGCUACAUCUAUUUUUUUCUCUAUCUGUUAUGCCACCUAAUCAUUAUUUAUAUGUGAAGAAGUAAUAUAAUGGAAGGAGAAAGAUAUUUUAGGUAGAUACUUCCUUAUAGGGAUGAUAAAAGCAAAAACCGGGUAAAACUGCUGUUAAUAUUUACCCAGGAAAUCACAUGAUUUAAGUUACAUUGCAGAUACCAGAUUCACUUCAUCAGAGAUCUUAUUUACAAGCUUGCUUACCAGUUUUGAAGACAUUGGUUAUUUAAACACUUUAUUGAAGCACGUUAUAGCAAUUUUCCUGGAUGGAUCCAGUGCAGGCCAUUAACAAAUGGCAUCUAUUGAAACUGACUUGUUUUUGGUUGUUCUUUGAGUAGUAUGGUUAAUCUGGAACCUGGCUGUUAAAACUGGUCUUCCCAGAUGCCACUUAACCUACAAUCUCUUCUUCAACCAGCCUUGUCCAAGACUUAUGUGUUUUUAGUGGAUUUCUUUCUAAAGCUUGACUUAAAUCUGAAAUGUAUAUAAUACAGAACCUACACACUAUAGAAGAUAAAAAAAAAAAAAAAGUUUAAAAUGCAAAUGAGACUUGCAAACAGAUAAGCAAUGCUUUACUUGUUAAAAACUCUACCUUAGAAAAAUGAGUGUCAAUGUUUGGUUAACUUUUUAGAAUGUAUACAUUUAAACUUUGUAAACAAAAUCAAAUACAUACCUUUAAAUGAACCGCAUAUACCAAAUAAAAUGUACCUUUGCCUAUA